GUCAAAACAUGGACAUUCAUAUCUUUAUUUCUGUAAGUGAUUUCGCACGAAAAAUCUAAAUCGGCGACACGGUAAUAGGAGUAGAUUAUUUUUACUCAAAUAAAAUCAAUUUAUUUUAUGUGUGCGACGAAGAGAAUCUUAAAAGUCCAUUUAAACCGGAUGGUUUUUUUGUUGCGACGCUGUGGUGAAAAUUAAUUGUGUUGAGUGUUUACUGGGCUUAAAACUCCGAUUGUGAGAAAAAAGAUGACACUGCUGUAAUAGGACCCAGGAUUUUUUUUAAGUUCAAACUUGAGUAAACAUGGCGUUGAAACAAGAGAGUGCUCCCACGCUUACGCCUCAACGAUUACCGGUCUCUUAUAAAGAUAACGCUGUACCUCCUCUCGCAAGUGAAGACUUCGACGAUGUUGACGUGUUUGAAGAUGCCGCUGAGGAGCAAUCAAAAUGUGAUAUGGAUCUACAGUUGGCGUUUGAAGAUUCUGAAAUAGCCAUUAGGAAAUUCUUCAAUAACGAUUUAGUCGGGGCCAUGGAUAUCAUGACACCCUGGUGCCGGACUUCCUUGUAUCACAGUCUGGGAGCGGCUAUAUUUGAGUUCAUCCCAGCCAUGCUGACAGUCGACCACGGUCAGAUAAGCCGCGCGCUCGCAGCACUCAAAAUCUGCAUUACCCUAUGCAACCAACAUAGACGAAAUUAUACACUUGUAGAAAGCAUUGGCACGAUUAUUAAGAAGCCAAAUUACAGUACGUACACUGAUAUGGAGGCUCAUGCGGAACUGUGCUACGCUGAGGCGUUGCUGCUGCAGGCUGCCAUGACCAUCAUGGAAGGCGAGGACUUGACUGGUCUCAUCAAGGGAACCAUCAAAGUCAAGAACUGCUACAACAGUUACAAGGAUUGUGCGAAGAUUCUGGAGAAGAAGAGAUGGGACAGCAACGAGUCAAAAUUCCACUUCCAGAGUGGCGUAAGACUCGGCACGGCUACUUUCAAUCUCAUGAUAUCACUUUUACCCCCGAAAAUUAUUAGUUUGCUGGAGUUUGUGGGAUUCUCAGGGAAUAAGGCUUUAGGGCUAGCGGAACUGGAGGCUGGAUCGAACGCGCCCGGAAUGCGAUCAUUGCUGUGCGAUCUAACGUUGCUCGGCUACCAUCUAGUCAUCUGUCAUUUCAUAGGCUCGCCCGGCGACCUGAUCAUCUGCGAGAAGAUACUCAAAAAGCAACUGCAGAUUUACCCGGACAGCGUGUGGUUCCUAGUAUUCAAGGGGCGCCUGGAACUGCUCCGGGGCCAAUUCGAGCCCUCCAUACAGACCUACGACUGCGUCGUACAGAAUCAGCAGACGUGGAAGCAAUUCCGCCAUGUCUGCUACUGGGAGAUCAUGUGGGUCAACGGUUUGAUGAUGGAAUGGCACGAGGCCGCAUUGUACGCGGACAUACUGAUCGAGCAGAGCUCUUGGUCGCGCACGAUGUAUUAUUAUAUUAAAGCGGCAAUGUUGCUUCAACUCGGUGAUAACCUGACAGCGGCGAAGAGGCAACAUUGCACCAAACUACUGAGGAAUGCAGCGUUACACAAGCAACGCAUCGCCGGCAAAUCUCUGCCAAUGGAGAAGUUUAUGAUCCGCCGCAGCGCGAGGUACCUAGCGCAAGGUGGCCAGUUACUACUGCCGGCCAUAGAACUGCUGUGUCUGUGGAACAUGCUGCAUAUUCUCGCAAAGAAUGAGCGCAACGCUCAGAAUGUACUUAAGUUAAUUGAAAGCACUCGCGAUCGGCUAGAGAGCGGCCCCCAGGAGUGGAUGGCUGGUUACGACGCGGACAACCGCGCCCUGCUCCGGUACUUGCACGGCUGCUGCCUGUCCGCCAUUGGGCUGCCCCGACUUGCGCUGGAGACCCUCGCCUCUGUGUUCUUACUGAAGAACGACAUAAAGGAGGAUACGUUCCUUCUACCGUACUCGGUCACUGAGAUGGCGAUGUGCCAUUACCAACUCGGCGACAAAGACCGCGCUAUACAAUUACUGCACGAUGCAAGGAAGAAGUAUUCGGGAUAUUCCCUAGAAUCUCGUUUGCACUUCCGCCUACAUUCCAAGAUGCAAACUAUUAAGUCGGGCAUCAAUCACGCAGAAGCGGCGAAGACGGGCAUGUAAGUCCCUUACCAUCUGUUGCUCAAGCCAAAUCGGGAGUAAACCAAACGUUCUAACCAUAUAGCCGUCCAAUGAAUGGAAAUACCUAUCUUCAUUGACAAACGAAAAAAGUUAUAUUUUUAAUAUGUUAACUCUUAAGAACAAUUUGGUGUGCAUUUGAUAAGUUUUCCCACAGACGGCAUCACAAUAUGAGUCGAAUAUUUGGCGCCAUACCAUGAACGAUUAUCAUCAAAUGUAACUGGAAAACAUCUUAACGAGUAAGUUUCAACGGGUUAGAUGCACUGAUUUUAUUAAUUGACGUUUCGCACCCUUUGCAGGAAUGCGUCGUCAGAAUAAUGAUUUUUUAUUUACAAUUAACAAUUAUUUAUUUACGAACUUUAAAGUAUUUCGAAGGCAGCUCGACAAAGUAAAUAAAAAUCAUUAUUCUGACGACGCAUUCCUGCAAAGGGUGCAAAAAAUCAAUAAAUAAAUAAAAUCAGUGCAUCUAAUGAUAUUUUAAUGAGUGAUGUGCGUGAAAACCUAAGAAACUUUGUUUUCCAUAAAAUACAUCAUGUUUCAUUAUUGGUUAAUCACGUCUGUUAACUCGAGCCGUUAACUAUUGGCUAUCAUCAGAUUUUGUUUCUGCCGUAAAUAUGACCUAAUAUGAUUAAAGUGUGUCCUAAUUUCUUUUUUAUAAAGAAAAGUAUUACUAAUUGGUGAUUUUAUGAGUUUAUGGAGAGCUAAAAACUAAUAUUCAUGAUUAAAGAAGAAGCAAUCGCAACUGCUCAAGCGGUUCUACGUACGUGUGUACGUAGAAGACGAUGUGUGUAAGUAGGAUGGACUGCUGCGUCCAUGUAUGGCCACUCUAACACUGGAUUCAUCAGCUACAAUAUAACACUUUAAAUACGUGAAGUUUGUAAUGGCAUUUGGCUCAUGGAGUAUGCAUAAUAAAAAAAUUCACGGAGAAUGCCUUUAGUACACAGGCGCGACGGAACACGGUAGCGAAACACGUAUAAAUUUCCCUAUUUCAAUAUAUUUUUUUCAAUUAACUUGCACUUACGCUACCGUAUUUGUUUGUAUGACACUUGCUAGAUACUACGGAUUGAUUGGCCAAAGUUGCACCUCCCGGUGAAUUCAUCAGUUCAUCAUCAUAAAGGCUUAUAAUAAAAUUAAUAUGCCUCAUAAAUAUAAUUUGGGAUAACUUCUAAUUUCAUUUAUACUUUUCUCGGUUUCUGUCAAAAAGACAAACCAAAUAGUUUCUCUGGAACUCGCAUAACUGAAAUGGCCGCGGCGUCCUUAUGGAACGAGUUUCGCGAGUAGUACUAUACUGUAUAUAUAUUCAUAGUCUAGGAUAGAUAACUGCACUGUUGCUAUCGCGUUUCGCCGCGUCGGUGAGCUAAAGUAGGAAAGAGUUGAGAAAGCUAAUAUUUUUGUAUAAUAAUGGAUAGAUUAUAAAAAAAAUAUAUAGGUAAAAUAAUAAAUACGCAUACUCUUUAACAAAGUAACUUAUCAUGUCUAAUUGCGGUCAACGGACGACCGCUAAAUAAAUCUCCCAUUAAUUUAUGAGUCAGGACCGUAUUUAAAAUAUACACGUAUUCUUCUUGUAAUACAAGAUUUUAUGGAUGGCGCUCAUCCAACUUUUUACAACGUUUUCAAAAGUCCAACUCUACGAAUAGACCUUAUGACUUUGGAAGGUGACUUCAGAAGUAUCUCUGAAGAGCUUGCUGAGUUUCUUGCCGGUUCGUCUCAGUACAAGGUCUCCCGCCGUAGACAGACAGACAUGCCGAUUUGAGUCGCUACAUCCGGUCCGGCAAGCAGUGUUGCUAGGUUUUAAUUUCGUUUUACCCUUUAAAGAAGUAAGAUAUAUUUUAAGUUUUUUUUUAAUCUAGUGUAAAACUAAAUAAAACCUAUCAAAACUUUUUUUUCGUAGUUGACACUUAAUUUAUGUUAUAAUUUAAUAUUGAUGAAUACACAAAAGUUUAGCGUUAUAAAAGUGCUAGUAGUCUUUCAUUUAUCGGCGAUCAAAAAAGCGAUCCCUUAUAUAGUACAAUAAACAUUAUCACAUUCGAUCAUGUAUAAAAUCCAAAGAAGAUGAUGUUAAAUAAUCUGCAUUUGUUAUCGUACAAUUUGUCAUAGUCUAAAACAUAAUAUUAAGUAUUUAUGUAAAAUGAAAACAAAUAUAAGUAUGUAUAUGUCGUUGUUAUUUUUUUAUUAAGUACAAAGUUUAAAAGAAAAAAAGAAUAGAUGUUAAAAAAUAAACCUUUAACGUAGAAAUUACUGCAGUAAUUGAAUUGACCAACCGCCAUUUUAAUUGGAAGCAAGUAGGUGGGGAAGUCUGUGCGAAGUGGACUCCGAUGAUGAUGGGCUAAUUGAAUAUAAUACGGGAACAUACCCAUACUACGUGACCCUAUUUUAUUUUUUUAUGGUUUUAAAUAUAUUAUUGUAUGAUCUAAAUAUAAAUCGUGGUGAAACAUUUAGUAAAGUAUUUUUCAAGGUAUAAAAUUGUUAGGUGUCCAUAUAACGCUCAUGCAGCCGCUGUCAAUUCCAUCAGUCAUGACAUAAAUGAUAAAAAUGGAUGGCGUCUAAAAAGUCACUGCCACUAGUCACUAAAGAGUCAAUAUUGACUGCAAGCAAACGAUUUGUGCAAUCGAAUUUCAUAUAUUUACACACUAGACAGUAAAAAAGAUAUUUAUAUACUGACUGUCCUGGACUUUAAACUUUUCACGAACUUUAAGUUUUUAGAACGCCCCAUGAUUUCAGGACAUUUUAUAGAGGAUUCACAUCGUGGAUGUAGAUAAUGUUUUGCAUACAAAAUAUAUCUACAUAUACAUCUCCCUAUUUCGUCAAGGAAGGCCUGUGCCCCAGCAGUGGGGACAUUAAUAGGC
Messenger RNA from Chilo suppressalis (striped riceborer), 4986 nucleotides. The record is from the annotation of a GenBank genome assembly. Lineage: Eukaryota; Metazoa; Arthropoda; Insecta; Lepidoptera; Crambidae.